UUUGCUCUGUGCGAAAGCAAAGCCUUAUCCACGCCCCAAACCCUAUCCCUUGCCACCACGAUCAUCUCGCCCUCGCAAAUUAUUGCAGUUAUCUCUCCUCCUAAAUCCUCCCGCAGGCGUAGCACCAUGUCCACAAUCGGCUCUUUGGGUGCUGCUACUUGUCUCCAUGCCGACAAGGCCUCUGCUGAAAAGUUCUCCAAGUUCUCUUCACUUGCUUCCAUAUCUUCUGGUUCAUCGAGCAGCAGAAGGCAGAACUUGCUAAUGCAGAAGAGGUGCAAUUCUAGGAUCAGAGCUAUGGCCAAAGAGUUGUAUUUUAACAAGGAUGGCUCUGCCAUUAAGAAGCUACAGACUGGGGUCAAUAAACUUGCAGACCUUGUUGGAGUUACACUUGGUCCAAAGGGCAGAAAUGUUGUUUUGGAGAGCAAAUAUGGAUCACCAAGAAUCGUUAAUGAUGGUGUUACCGUUGCCAAAGAGGUUGAGUUAGAAGAUCCAGUUGAGAAUAUUGGAGCUAAGUUAGUAAGGCAAGCUGCUGCAAAGACAAAUGACCUUGCUGGUGAUGGGACUACCACCUCUGUUGUUCUUGCUCAAGGUUUAAUUGCUGAAGGUGUUAAGGUGGUUGCAGCGGGUGCCAACCCAGUUCAGAUUACUAGAGGUAUUGAAAAAACAACGAAAGCCCUAGUGGCUGAACUGAAGCUAAUGUCAAAAGAGGUAGAAGACAGUGAGCUAGCUGAUGUAGCUGCUGUAAGUGCUGGAAACAAUUAUGAAAUUGGUAAUAUGAUCGCAGAGGCUAUGAGUAAGGUGGGUAGGAAGGGAGUUGUGACACUAGAAGAAGGGAAGAGUGCUGAGAAUAAUUUGUAUGUCGUUGAAGGAAUGCAAUUCGAUCGUGGCUACAUCUCCCCAUAUUUUGUAACAGAUAGUGAGAAAAUGUCGGUUGAAUAUGAAAAUUGCAAGUUGCUUCUUGUGGACAAGAAGAUUACAAAUGCAAGGGAUCUCAUCAAUGUCUUAGAAGAUGCCAUAAGAGGGGGAUAUCCUGUUGUAAUAAUUGCUGAAGACAUUGAACAGGAAGCUCUUGCAACCCUUGUUGUGAACAAACUCAGAGGUUCAUUGAAGAUUGCUGCACUCAAGGCUCCAGGUUUCGGAGAGCGGAAGAGUCAAUACCUGGAUGACAUUGCCAUACUUACUGGAGCCACUGUAAUCAGAGACGAGGUGGGUCUUUCCUUGGACAAGGCUGGAAAAGAGGUAUUAGGUACUGCUGCUAAAGUUGUGCUAACAAAGGAGACCACAACUAUCGUUGGUGAUGGUAGCACACAGGAAGAAGUAACUAAACGGGUUGCACAGAUACAUAAUCUAAUUGAGGCUUCUGAGCAGGAAUAUGAAAAGGAGAAGCUAAAUGAGAGGGUUGCCAAACUUUCUGGUGGUGUUGCUGUCAUUCAGGUUGGGGCACAGACAGAGACUGAAUUGAAGGAGAAGAAACUAAGAGUUGAAGAUGCUUUGAAUGCUACAAAGGCUGCUGUCGAGGAAGGUAUAGUUGUUGGAGGUGGCUGCACACUUUUGAGACUGGCAUCGAAGGUUGAUGCCAUCAAGGAGACUCUUGAAAAUGAUGAGCAAAAGGUCGGAGCAGAUAUAGUAAGGAGGGCACUUAGUUAUCCAUUGAAAUUGAUUGCAAAAAAUGCUGGAGUGAAUGGGAGUGUUGUCGUCGAGAAGGUGCUUUCAAAUGGUGACUUUAAAUAUGGUUACAAUGCUGCAACUGGAAAUUAUGAAGAUCUAAUGGCUGCUGGAAUUAUUGACCCUACGAAGGUUGUCAGGUGCUGCUUGGAGCAUGCUGCAUCAGUUUCGAAAACGUUCCUCACCUCCGACGCUGUCGUGGUUGACAUCAAGGAACCUGAGCCUGUGCCUGCUGGGAACCCAAUGGACAACUCAGGAUAUGGCUAUUAACCGCAGCUGCAGAAUGCGACGACGCCGACCAAUAAAGUCACUAGCCUUUGUUUUUGUUAUUUAGGUCUACAUUUGUGUGGAGAUUAUGUGCGAGACCACAGCAUUGCUCUUCUCUCUGCAACGUCAAUGGGAUUUAGCUGAUCACAGCAUUUUUUAUUAUGAGAAACAAGUAUUUGUUGCCAUGAAAUGUACCCAAAAAUCUGUCAUUGACCCGAGUACUCUGUUUGAUGAACGUACCCUUUUUAUGCCUGUUUUGCAUAGCAACAGCUUCCA
Molecule: messenger RNA, 2208 nt
Organism: Musa acuminata AAA Group (dessert banana)
Lineage: Eukaryota; Viridiplantae; Streptophyta; Magnoliopsida; Zingiberales; Musaceae
Product: ruBisCO large subunit-binding protein subunit beta, chloroplastic
Exons: 15
Coding region: 127-1935 (602 amino acids)
Biological process (GO): protein refolding
Molecular function (GO): ATP binding; ATP-dependent protein folding chaperone
Source: RefSeq, a predicted model, not a curated record